AUGGCUAAGAGAAAGAAACCCAGUGUUUUCAACGAUGAUAACGGUGCUGGUGAUGAUGAAGACGGAUUCAUGAACUAUGUAAGGGAAAAAGCUGAUCAGUCAAGAAAAAGGGCCAAAGACAGCUCUGGGGAUGUCAAGAUUGCUGAGCAGGAAAUCCUCAACCAGGAGCUGUCCCACGAUGCUGUUUCUGGUGAAUUGGAAUCCUCCGGUUCGAAAUACAUGGAUCAAUUGUUAGAAUCGAGAAAGCGUAGAGAAUUGGAUAGAUUGCAUGCUCAAUCUAUCAAGAUGCGAUUAGAAAGGAAGUUGGAAGGUGCUGAGGAUUCAGAGGAAAUUAUUACGGAUGGGUACAGGCAAAAGAAGGAAAAGUACGAAAGAGCAGAUGAAUUAGCACAGGAUGAACAGAAUAGAGAGGUAAUAGACAGUAAUAAUUCCAUCUUGGGGGCUGACGGUGUUGCCUUAAAGAUGAUAGCUACCAAAAAACCUCAGGAAAAUUAUCAGCCACCGCUAGAACUCAUCGAAAAUCCUUCGAAGCCAGCCGAGACCCACUAUAGUAACGACGUCUACGUCAAUGAAUCCAUUAAGUCUUCAUCAACGUGGGAGAAACAGGAUGAUUUGAACCCUGUAAAAAAGCUGGAAUGUGUGAAGAAAUUCCUACGAUCUGAAAAGAAUAAACAAGAUAUCGACAUUUUAGUCAAGCAAUAUUCAGAGCGCCAUAAUAGUAUUAAAAAAUUUGAUAAUUAG
This is a messenger RNA of Zygosaccharomyces rouxii, 741 nucleotides long. RefSeq lists its product as uncharacterized. The record is from RefSeq and is a predicted model, not a curated record. The transcript has a single exon. Gene Ontology annotation, biological process: regulation of alternative mRNA splicing, via spliceosome. Bases 1 to 741 code for a protein of 246 amino acids. Lineage: Eukaryota; Fungi; Ascomycota; Saccharomycetes; Saccharomycetales; Saccharomycetaceae.